AUGUCAAAUAAAAGAAAAGGUGAAAAUGAUAAUGAUGUAUCAUCUAAAUAUACAAAGAUAGUUGAUCAAGUUAGUGAUGAAGUUUUUGAAGAACUUAAUCAAAAUACAUUAAAGAAACUCGUGUUAUCAUUUGAAAAGAAAUAUAAUAAUAACCAAGAAAUGCGUUUAAAGUAUUCUAAACAACCUGAAAAAUCUAGCAAAACAAUUAAUAACUUUAAAAUUGAUUAUUACAAAAAAACUAGAUUUAUGGACAGUGAAAUAGAGUUAUAUGAAGAGAUUAAAAAGUUACAGAUCAUCGCCACAGCACCAGAGUUGUAUCCUCUCUUUAUUAAACUGGGGUCGGUUACAUCGUUGGGAUCACUUUUACUACAUGACAACACCGAUAUCGUUAUUGAUACAAUCGAUCUGUUUCAAGAGUUGACCGCACAGGAAUCACCUACACAAGAUGAAUCUCUAUCUUUAACAAACAGUAUUUUUGAAAAUGGUAUAUUAGAGGUAUUGGUUCAACAGACAUUUGACAAAUUAGAAUGUAGUAAUCCCGAUGAACAACAAGCAGUACACAACAUUCUUAAUAUAUUUGAGAAUCUUUUAGAGGUAAAGCCACUGGAAACAUCCAAAAUACUUGUUGAUAAAUCAAAUGUAUUCAAAUAUAUUCUAGACACUAUUUCAAAUAAAUCGACACCAUUACCAAUUAGAUUAUAUUGUUGUGAGAUCUUAUCAAUUAUAUUACAAGAGUACGAAGAAAGUAGAACAGAGUUUGGUAAAAAAGAUGGAAUCGAAAGAUUAUUAAUUGUUAUAUCUGCAUAUAAAAAGAAAUCACCAGAAUCAUUGGAGGAGAGUGAAAUGGUAGAGAAUAUAUUUAGUUCGCUCUGUUCUUGUUUAUUUAAUCAUCGUAAAAACAAAGAGUUAUUUAUAAAGUCUGAGGGUAUUGAGUUAAUGUUGUUAUUUAUCAAGAAUAAAACAACACUCAGAAGUUCUGCACUCAAAGUAUUCAACUAUGCAUUGUCCGAUGACAGAGUAUGUUGUGAAAGAUUCGUAGAUCAACUCGGUCUCAAGACUUUGUUUUCAUCUCUAAUGAAAAAAGUAAAGUCAAAGCAUAACAAAAAGGUUUAUAAUGAAUCAGAGGAUGAAGAGCAUAUAAUUACUACGAUAUUCUCAUUGUUGUUCAAUCUUGAGAAACGAUCGGAGCGAUACAACAGAGUAGUUUCAAAGUUUACAGAGAAUCAGUUUGAGAAGAUCGACAGAUGCUUUGAGCUAAUCGACAAGUACACGAAAAGAUUGGUUGCACUUGAGAACGAUUUGAAACAAGAAGAGGAUGAAUACGAUGAAGAUGAAUUGUUUUUAAAGAGAAUCGAUGCAGAUACCUCAAUGAAACAAAAGAAUAUCAGUAAGAAUAACAUUAGACAAGUAUUAAUAGAGUAUAGAGAUGGACUUGAUGAUACAACUGAAGAAAAGAGAAAACAAAUUGACUAUAUACGUGUAUCAAAUCAAAUGAAGAGAGAAAAACCAAACCAACUUGACAUAUAUAUGCAUACUUUUAUAUUAAAUAUCAAUAUGACGAUAACUUCCAAAUAA
Messenger RNA from Heterostelium album PN500, 1575 nucleotides. It is a transcript of the gene ctnnbl1, whose product is annotated as beta-catenin-like protein 1. Gene Ontology annotation, cellular component: spliceosomal complex. The record is from RefSeq and is a predicted model, not a curated record. The transcript is spliced from 12 exons. The coding region runs from base 1 to 1575 and encodes 524 amino acids. Lineage: Eukaryota; Evosea; Eumycetozoa; Acytosteliales; Acytosteliaceae.